Messenger RNA from Thunnus maccoyii (southern bluefin tuna), 2454 nucleotides. RefSeq names its product magnesium transporter MRS2 (gene mrs2). Gene Ontology annotation, molecular function: magnesium ion transmembrane transporter activity. Gene Ontology annotation, biological process: mitochondrial magnesium ion transmembrane transport. Bases 611 to 2020 code for a protein of 469 amino acids. NCBI's taxonomy places the organism in Eukaryota, Metazoa, Chordata, Actinopteri, Scombriformes, Scombridae. The transcript is spliced from 12 exons. The record is from RefSeq and is a predicted model, not a curated record. Gene Ontology annotation, cellular component: mitochondrial inner membrane.
AUGCAGCCCGAGUGAUUUACUUUUCUAGAGACGAUCUUUGGCAGUCGUCACCGCGGUGCAUGAUGGGCAGUGCUCUUCAUGCUCUGUCCUCCUCAUGAAUGCUACUUUUCUCCAUCAUGCUAUAAUAAGAAGUGUGUCGGACUAAAACAAACAACGCAGCUUUUUACUGAUUCAGGACAGCCUGUAGUUGCCGGCAGGUAACUGAAUUGUUUUUCUUGUGUCUUCGUUUACUGUCACAGUUAACUUUAAAUGGAUAAACUAUAAUUAACCCUGAUACUAGCAGCUAAGAUAACUAGCAUAACAAACAGAGCUGCAUAACAGAUAGUGAGAUAACAGUGGUCGACUGACGCUGGCAUUAUUGGCUAUAAUCAAUAUUUGCUCGUAUUGUAACUGCUACCUCCGACUGUAUUCCUGUUGUUCCUGUGGAUCUGGACUGUCCCCUCUACAAACAACCCUGACAAACAACUGGAGGGUAUUGAAUCACCCUAAACGAGAUGACUCAAGUAUUUUAGACAGUCACCUUUCAUUUCUUAUGGAGGCUGACGCUUGCCUUCCUGUCCUGUGGUGAAUAUCAGCCCUUCAGAAGCUGAGUGACAACCUGUGUGAAAAGAUGAAACUACACAGGGUGCUGCUGUCUGGAUGCAUGAACUGCUCAAGGAUGUAUCUGCCAUUUAGUGGGAACUUGAGCUCUGUUGGUCCUUUCUCCUCAACUGUGGAUGGGUAUCGAACCCUUAUCCUUUGCGGUGCUCGUACAGUGCUCUACCCUCUGAAGUACACUGUACCACUUGGACAGAGAAAGCUGGGACUGAACAGCAGGAGCUACAGUCAUGUUGUUUCAAACUCACUACACUGCAGUCAAACACUGCCUGAGUCAAGAUGUCAGCUCAGAAGAUCUCAGUCUACUCCGACGAGGAAGAAGAACUUGCUGCAAGCAGGUGCAACGUUGCCCGUGUCCUUAAUCCGUCACAGAAUGACAGAAGCUCCUCUUUCCAGUGUGGUCCCAACGUUUGUUGUGAUGAAGUUUGACCAGGAGGGAAAUGUGACAUCAUUUGAGAAGAGGAAAACAGAGCUUUGCCAGGAGUUAAGUCUUCAGGCCAGAGACCUUCGCUUUCAGCACAGUACCAGCCUCACCGCUCGAAACAACUGCAUCAUUAUACGAAUGGAGUCUUUGAAAGCCAUUGUGACCACCCAGUGCCUUUUGGUGUUGGAUUUCCGUGGUCUGGGAUUAGAGCGUUGGUUGGUCCUGGAGCUUCCCCCACAGCUGACAUCGCAGACACACUCGCUGCCCUUUGAGUUUAGAGCACUGGAGGCCAUACUGCAGCACAAGGUAAACACUCUACAAGCCAAGCUGAAUGAAGUUGAACCAGUAAUAUUGGACAUAUUGGAAUCUCUAGUGGAUCCUAAAAUCCUUUCUGCUGAUAGAAGUAAACUACAUAUACUGCUGCAGAACAGCAAGAGUUUAUCAGAGUUGGAGACGGACAUUAAAGUUUUUAAGGAUUCCUUGCUGAAGAUUUUGGAUGAGGACGAGAUCAUUGAAGAACUCUGUCUUACCAAGUGGACAGACCCAAGAGUUUUUGAGGAGAGCAGUUUGGGUAUUGACCACGCUGAAGAGAUGGAACUGUUAUUGGAGAAUUGCUAUAUGCAGGCUGAGGAGCUGGGGAACAAGGCCAGAGAGCUGAAAGGACUGAUAGACGACUCUGAGAGUGUCAUCUUUAUCAAUCUGGACAGCCAUCGUAACGUGAUGAUGCGCCUGAGUCUGCAGCUGACGAUGGGAACCUUCUCCCUCUCCUUAUUUGGUCUGAUAGGGGUGGCCUUUGGAAUGAAUUUGGAGUCGUCCUUUGAAGAGGACGCUCGCAUUUUCUGGCUGAUAACAGGCUUCAUGUUCUUGGGCAGCGGGCUGAUAUGGAGACGACUGCUGUCAUUUCUUGGGCGACAUCUAGAGCCUUCAGUACCCCCACUAAUCCCUCCAGUUUGGAAGAGAAGUCUGAAAGCAUCAGACGCCAAGUCUGGACUUAGAUGAUGUUGUACCUCUACUCUGUAAAAUGCCACAGACCUCCUACAGACUCUGCAGCUUUAAAGAUGAUUGUUUUACCAACCUGGACCUCCUGAAUUCUCUAUGAAGGCUGCAUUUAAAUGUCUGAAGACCACUGUGCAAUGUGUUUUUCUGGGUGUCCUGUUACAUUUUACGUUGGGAUCAUAUCGGAUGUUUGAUUGAUGUCCUUGUGUAUAUAGUGUGGAUUAAACAUGUGGGCACAGAGUAUUACUCUGUCUUCACUGGCUUUAGAGCAGUAAGUUUAUGCAAGUUGCAGCAUUGGAACUGUAAACAGAUAACCAAACUAAUGUGAUAAUAACCUUACAUGCAGUUGUGCAUUCCCUCAUUGCAUUGUUAAAAAAAGUGUCAGAAAAGCAUAAAAUAUAAUUAUUUAAAUAAAUGUAAACUUUAUGAAUGUGUAA